AUGAAAUCUCCAAUGAACGAGGAAAUACUGCAAGAUCUGUGGAGAGUUGCCCAAAGGCCGUGGAAGUCUGGUGUUCUUCCAAGCAGCGAGGACUUAGCCCGAGCCCGGGCAUCAAUUCCUUCUACGCUUCCCAAUACAGGAGCAAGCCUCGAGUCUGUACAGAGACACGUUUUGGACGAUAUUGUGCCUGCCUUCAACGGAGGGAGCAUUAGUCCCAAUUAUUAUGGUUUCAUCACAGGAGGAGUAACACCCGCGGCGCUGUUCGCCGACAACGUGGUGUCCGCCUACGAUCAGAAUGUGCAGGUGCAUCUUCCCAAUCAUUCCAUCGUCACGGAUGUUGAAUUUCACGUGUUGGGCCUCCUUGCAGAUCUAUUACGACUGGAUCGAUCUACAUGGCAAAACGGAACUUUUACCACGGGAGCCACGGCGAGCAAUAUCCUAGGCCUAGCUUGUGGUCGGGAAUUUGCUCUCCGAAAAGCAGCCCGGAGGAAGGGAUCUUCAGUGACAAGCGUCGGGGAGAAUGGCUUGUAUGAAGUCUUGCAAGACGCAGGUCUCUCUGGUGUUCAGGUUCUAUCCACGAUGCCUCAUUCCUCCUUGGUGAAAGCCGCCGGUGUUUUGGGAAUUGGUAGAGCCAAUGUUCUCAACGUUUGUUCUGCGGAUAAUGUUCUCCAAUUCGACAUGGAGAAGUUGGAGAAGAACCUCGCUAGAACAGACAAGGCCUCGAUCGUCGCUAUCUCCUGCGGAGAAGUCAACACAGGGCGGUUUGCUACAUCCGGAAUGGAGCAACUGCAAAUUAUCCGCCAACUUUGCGACAAAUACGAAGCAUGGAUCCAUGUUGAUGGUGCCUUCGGGGUCUUUGGUAGAAUCCUGGAUAACAAUCCCGAGUUUGCAACUAUCAAGAAGGGGUCCGAGGGAAUACAUCUGGCGGACUCGAUUACUGGUGAUGGCCAUAAGUUACUCAAUGUUCCCUAUGACUGUGGCUUUUUCUUCUGUCGACACCCUGAGCUGGCCGUCAAUGUCUUUCAAAAUGCGAAUGCAGCCUAUCUGACUGCAGGAGCGUCUGAUGGCCCAUCAAUCCCCUCUCCCCUUAAUAUUGGCAUUGAGAAUUCUCGCCGGUUCAGGGCUCUACCAGUGUAUGCAUCCCUACUGUCCUACGGCAGGGACGGGUAUAUGGAUAUGCUACAACGUCAAAUUCGACUUGCCCGAACCAUUUAUGACUGGAUUUUCGAUUGCGCGGAAUUUAUUGCCUUGCCAGAGGUAAUCUCGAAGACUGAUCUUUUAGAUCAGACCUUUAUGACUGUACUGUUCCGGGCCAAAGACGAUCGGUUGAAUUGUGAUCUUGCGAAAAAGAUCAAUGAGACUUCGCGCAUGUUCGUCUCAGGAACGAGCUGGCAGGGUGCUCCCGCCUGUAGAAUCGCUAUCUCCAACUGGAGGGUGAACGUGGAAAGGGAUGCCGCGUUAGUAAUUGAUGUCCUGACCCAGGUGGCUCGACAAUGGUUACUGUCUACAUGUGAUAUUCCGAUUCGAUAA
Molecule: messenger RNA, 1530 nt
Organism: Penicillium argentinense
Lineage: Eukaryota; Fungi; Ascomycota; Eurotiomycetes; Eurotiales; Aspergillaceae
Product: pyridoxal phosphate-dependent decarboxylase family protein
Exons: 1
Coding region: 1-1530 (509 amino acids)
Biological process (GO): carboxylic acid metabolic process
Molecular function (GO): pyridoxal phosphate binding; carbon-carbon lyase activity
Source: RefSeq, a predicted model, not a curated record